UACUGCUGAGUACUCCUAAAGGCACUGACAAUGGCCGUGAAUAGCACUUUCACGCCGAAGGCGUCCCUGACAGAGGCUCCCACCAACCUGAAGGAGGCCAUUGACUGGGUCCUGAGGGUAACUGGUAGGGAUGGUAAAGCAUUGAGUGAUGGAGAAUGCAUAUGUGGCCUGGCGGCGGCAGUGACUGACCUACUGCAGUCAGUAGAACUCGAGUACUAUGGUUAUGAGGGUGAUGUCAAAGAAGGCAUUACUGACAGUAGUGGCAACGACAAUCGCGCCAAUGCUGAAACAGUCAAAGGCCACCUUAAUGGACUCUUCUCCCUAGUCCAGGGACUAGGUGGCACUGCAGUGGUACGGACCUAUAUAGACCAGCUGGCACAGGUACUCAGUGCACUCGUUGGGUGGAGUAGGAUAGAGAAGUGUAAGAAUGGUGGGUGCGAGGGUGACAAGGCGAAAAAAUGUACAAGGGGUCGCAACAGUGGUCACAGCAAAUUCAGUUGUUGCUGCGGCACGGGUGAUACUCAUAAUCCUGGUAUAGAAUGUUGCAAAGGCACCAACUAUAAGAAUGGCGUCUGUGCCAAUGGCUGUUGCAGUCAUGGUGGCAAAGGCUGUAAGUAUAUAGAUGAAUUAGAAAAGAACUUGUGCAAUGAGUGUGAAUGUAUUAAGGGAGGCAGUAGUAGUCACCUGGGCAGGGGGUGUACAAAGUGUAAGGAUAGUGGUGAUCCUAAGCAUACGUGUAAGUGUGGUACUAGUGGUACCUGCAAGGGUCCUGACAAGUGUCAAUGCGCUAAAGAAGGCAAAUGCUGCAAGUGUUCUUGUAAGGAUUGUAGGGGGUGUAAGGAAAACGCAAAGUGUAGUUGCACCACCGAGAAGAGCAUUACGCUCAUCAGAACGACUUACGGAGAGGCUAGCAUGAAGAGCUAUAUGUCAUCAUACUCAAAUAACAAUUACCUAAAGAUAAAGAAUACUAUAACCACCUGGAAAGAUCUUAUUAGUAGUGCUUCUAAUCGCCACCAAUGUGCCCGUAUUUUCCUAGGGUCAGUAUGCCUCAUCUGGAGUGGCAUUACUUAUAUGUAUUGGACGGGCAAGUGGCAUGGGUCUAGUCCCCGAUGGAACAACCACAUCCUAGAUGGCAGUGGUCUAGAUGAUGGUACACUGUUCCAAUGGCUUCAGGCCUUAGGGUUCCCUAAGGAUAUGCUUAAUAACAGUGGCCCUGGAAAUAGGUUGGAUGGAAUUAUUAACGAUGAGGUUAUGGAAAAACUGUUUCUAGGGUUUAAGGAGCCUGACUACAAUAGUGCCAGGGACGGUUGGGGUAACACAGCCAGAAAUCCAACGAGUAUGAAUUAUCCUGGAUUUAUACAUACUGCACAUAGGGAUUCAUUUAACAAUGAAGCUAAAGUGUUCCCUAAUGGCACUGACACUAAUCAACACAAAAGGGGUGCUCUCUUCAAGCUCUACAUUCUAUCAUGUGCCUAUUUCACUGGAUUGCAGAAGAAGCCUAUUACUCAGAAUAGUACCCCUAAGAAUCCCAAGACAAUCCGGGAAAUCCUAUACUGGCUUAGUGCAUUGCCCUAUAGUAAGGCAUAUCCAAAGAUACUGAAGCACGGCAAGGAAAGGCUAGCAGAAGUACUCAAGAAGCCCGGAGACACUGCCCCUGUCUCCGACAACGAACAUAAAGAACUGAAGUUUUACCAAGAAAAACUUUGGGCUCCCAUUACCGUCCAUGAAUUCAACCUGUUUGCCCACUUCCAAGCAGUGACUCAGUACUGCCCGCUGGUCCUCAUAGGUAUCCAAGGAGGAUUACACAGUGCCACUAAAGGCACCAAGGAACCUCCUAUCCACUCCCUCUAUGCCAACACGGAGUGCAACUUCACCUAUCCCACUGUGUCCAUCCAAGCAUACAACCAGGUGGUCCACUACAUUAGGGCUCUAUUCUACCAGUUAUACUUCCUUAGGAAGCAAUGUGCUGUUAAAGUGGCUAUGGGAGGGAAAUGGCGUGAAUGUAGGUAUGGCAAGGAUGUGGUAUCCAAGGGGGUUAUUAGCUGGAUGUGCCUGGGGUGUGACCCCAUGGAACAUGAUAGGAAAAGUAGGGUAAAUAAGGUAAAGGAGGAGUUGAGAAAAGUAGUGCCCCAGGGGAAUUCAGGGGAUCUUCCAGAGGCAUUAAAGGACCUACUAGAGAAGAUUGGUGAAGUAGUGGUACAAUUGGGUAAUGCCCAGGAGAGGUUGGAUAGGGGAGAGAUUGAUCUAACAGGAGUGAGGAAAGCACUAAAUAAUGCAGUACCAGUGGAUAAUUGGACGAGGCCAUUCAGGACUGUACUAAAGAAGGUACUAGAUGAAUUGGUGAAGAAGAAGGUGAAGGAACUAGGGAAGGCGGGUGGACAAACGCAUGAUGGGCAGACAUCACAGGCAAUAAAUAAUGCUAAGAAGGCACUGGAGACGGCUGACAAGAAAAUAGAGAGUGGUGGUGCUGGUGUUGAUGGAUGUAAAAAUGCAGUGAGUGCCGCUAUCGAUGGGUUACACAAGGUAUUGGAAGCAUUGCUUCUAUUAAAGGAUACAUCGACAAGGCUCGACGGUCACAAAGAGGCACUUUUAAAAGCCAUUAAAGAACUCAUCUCCAUCUGCAACUCUCCCAAGUGCAGCGCAUGUGACCAACACUCUACCAAGUGCGGCCAAAAAGCAGAGUCCACUAUCUGUGAGAAGUGCCUCCAACCCACUACCACUGGUGUCCCCUCCCCCCUCCAGGCAUUCCUCGAGGACCGGUUACCAGGCUUUAGUUGUCAAGAGGUACCUGAGACCGAGAACCCAGACUAUCCGCUUGCUGCAUCCCACCUAUGGCACUGUAAUGGCUCUGGCCAGUGCUGCCCACUGCCAAUGGGUUUUAGAAAUAACUUCCAGGACGGUGUCACCAAUACUGGUCACCGCCUUUAUGGUCUACUGUACUUCUUCAGUAACGAGAACAUGAUGCAGUCGUGUGUUUAUGCAUUGGUGAGAGUAACUGCAGCACUCAGUGCCACGACACCACAGGUACUGGGUGAUGUCUUUGGGUUCUUUAGGGGGGGUGUAGGAGAGAAGGAACAAGGGAUGAUCAAGGACCAGAACAAGAAAUGUGAUCACAGUAAACCGGUCGCCGAGAAAAGGGAUGAGGACUACUUUUGCGGCUGGUGUGCCUCUGGGUUACGGGAUGUAGUGAAAGAGAUAGAGUGGAUUCCAAAGGGGGAUGGAACGGAUGGAGGGAAGUACAGGGAGACUGUCGGUAAAGCACUGAUAAAUAUUAAAGGUGAUAAGGACACCAGUGGUACCAAACAGACAGGCACUACCUCCCUCUCACGACUCACUGAGAACUGCCAGUACCUCUCUCCCCUAACCGGUGAACUCUAUACCGCAGUGAGUGCCACAUUCGGAGGAACAUACCUCUCAUGGGUACUGUAUCUAUCAGAUGCACUUGAAGGUGGAUUGAAGUCACUCUCUGAGGCAUUCCAACAGAUUGAAUGCCGGGGCUGUAGAGACUGUGACCCCAAUAAGUGCAAGAAGGGAGAACACGGACAGGGAAGUGGACAGUGUGGAUGCCAAUCAAUCGUAUCAUGUACCGGGGUGCUACCAGUAUUGUACAGACAUGGCUUCAGCUAUGGUAACCCAUUCAAUCUGGAGGGGUAUGAACAGAAAGAGGAGGAGGAUUUGCAGUUCGACAUAGUGAACAAACAUAAUCCUAGGCAUUGUCAUGAGUUCCUAGAUAGCCUGAAGAAGGUAAUAGAGAACGCUGAGAAAGACAAGCAGGACCCCUCUCAGCAGGACAAACACCCCCUCACCAAUCUCCUCACCCAGGUCGGCCAACUCCAAUACGACAUACGGCUCCCCUGGAUAUUUGUUCUGACCCUAGCCUGGCUAGUAGCGGUGCUCUACCUGGCCUUUGGUGCCCUAUGGCCACUGGACUGGACACAUAUGAGGUCACAUUGGCUAAGGGGUGGAGCACACCAGUGGCAAUGUAUGUGGUAUAAGGUGAUGACGGGGAGGAAAGGAAUGGAACUGGUGGAGUAUUUUGGUAAGGAAAGGAUGGGAGAAGUGAAAAAGGACAAUAGUACACUAAGGACAGUAUUGUUAUCCGGAGCAAAGGGUUGGGGUGCUGGGUAGUGCCACUGACCCCUGGGAAUAUAAGAUACAUUUGCCAUUGGAGUGCUAGAGGUCAAAUAC
Molecule: messenger RNA, 4188 nt
Organism: Babesia bovis T2Bo
Lineage: Eukaryota; Apicomplexa; Aconoidasida; Piroplasmida; Babesiidae
Product: variant erythrocyte surface antigen-1 alpha subunit
Exons: 3
Coding region: 31-4128 (1365 amino acids)
Source: RefSeq, a predicted model, not a curated record